AUGGUCCGAACCAGCGUCUUGAGCGAUGCUCUGAAGAGUAUCAACAACGCCGAGAAGCAGGGCAAGCGCCAAGUGGUGCUCCGCCCUUCCUCCAAAGUCAUCGUGAAGUUCCUCCAGCUCAUGCAGCAGCAUGGCUAUGUCUCGGAAUUCGAGGAGGUCGAUGAUCACCGAGGCGGUAAGAUUGUCGUUGAACUUAUCGGCCGCUUGAACAAGUGUGGCGUCACUAGCCCCCGCUUCAACGUCCGACUGGGAGACCUGGAGAAGUGGGUUGUACGACUUCUGCCUGCCCGCCAGUUCGGCCAUGUCGUGCUCGCCACGUCUGCCGGUUUCAUGGAUCAUAACCAGGCCCGCAGAAAGAACGUCUCGGGCAAGAUCCUUGGCUACUUAUACUAG
This is a messenger RNA of Colletotrichum fioriniae, 393 nucleotides long. RefSeq names its product 40S ribosomal protein uS8 (gene rps15a). Gene Ontology annotation, cellular component: cytosolic small ribosomal subunit; ribosome. Lineage: Eukaryota; Fungi; Ascomycota; Sordariomycetes; Glomerellales; Glomerellaceae. The record is from RefSeq and is a predicted model, not a curated record. Gene Ontology annotation, biological process: translation. Gene Ontology annotation, molecular function: structural constituent of ribosome.